This is a messenger RNA of Selaginella moellendorffii, 1093 nucleotides long. RefSeq names its product CBBY-like protein. Gene Ontology annotation, molecular function: hydrolase activity. The transcript is spliced from 9 exons. The record is from RefSeq and is a predicted model, not a curated record. NCBI's taxonomy places the organism in Eukaryota, Viridiplantae, Streptophyta, Lycopodiopsida, Selaginellales, Selaginellaceae. Bases 28 to 888 code for a protein of 286 amino acids.
CAAAAACUAAAGCCCUAAACUCUGGCCAUGGCCUCCUCUUCCAUUGUAACUUCCUACACUUCACAGUGGUUUCCAAAGAAGCUCCCGGGAGCAAACGUCGCGGCAAAUAGAUUUAAAUCGUCGCGGGUGUUCUUCGUCCAGCCUCGAGCAGCAGCAGCGAGCGAUUCUUCAGUGAAAGCGCUAUUUUUCGAUUGCGAUGGCGUUUUGGUUGACACAGAGAAGGAUGGUCAUCGAGUUUCCUUCAAUCAGACCUUCAAGGAGAAAGGAUUGGACACAGUCUGGGACGUGGAGCUCUACGGAGAAUUGCUCAAGAUUGGAGGCGGCAAAGAACGCAUGACACACUACUUCAAUCAAGUUGGAUGGCCCGACGCUGCUCCAAAAGACUCCGCCGAGAGAAAAGCUUUCGUAGCAUCGCUGCACAAGCGAAAGACCGACUUGUUCAUGGAGCUUAUCGAUACUAAAGAACUUCCACUUCGUCCAGGAGUUGCCAGAUUAGUCGACGAAGCACUUGCGAAGAACAUCAAGGUCGCCGUUUGUAGCACCUCAAACGAAAAAGCUGUCUCGGCAAUUGUCAAUGUUUUGCUCGGUCCUUUGAGAGCCAGAUCCAUUUCCAUCUUCGCCGGCGAUGUAGUCCCUCGCAAAAAACCAGAUCCAGCCAUCUACACUUUGGCUGCUACAUCUUUCCAAGUUGAGCCUUCGAGUUGCGUGGUCAUCGAGGACAGUGGGAUUGGCCUCCAAGCUGCCAAAGCUGCCGGGAUGACUUGCAUUGUCACCAAGAGCGUAUAUACUGCGGAUGAAAACUUCGAUCGAGCUGAUGCUGUGUUUGAUUUCAUCGAUUUUGGCAUUGAGUUUUGUGAGUCCUUGGUGACGAGCAAAGUUCUUAGCUGAUGAAUCGCAUUAUCUCGUCCUGUUAUGAGCUCGUUCGAUCAAAGGAAUUCACCAUAUGAGGCAAGUGAAUUCACCAUAUAAGUUCGAUCCACCAAACGUAUUCAUUCCUAUCUAUUUGAUCGUGACUACCAUAUCAAAGCUAAGCACAAAUUCAAAGACAAUGGCACAAGACAUUUUUCUUAAGCAAGCACGCGAUUUUCUCGAA